Messenger RNA from Hyposmocoma kahamanoa, 560 nucleotides. RefSeq names its product general odorant-binding protein 66-like. The coding region runs from base 1 to 498 and encodes 165 amino acids. The record is from RefSeq and is a predicted model, not a curated record. The transcript is spliced from 5 exons. Gene Ontology annotation, molecular function: odorant binding. Lineage: Eukaryota; Metazoa; Arthropoda; Insecta; Lepidoptera; Cosmopterigidae.
AUGCUUCGUUUUGUUGUGUUGGUAGCUUUUGGAGUAGCUUCGGUGUUGGCAAUUGAUAAGGAAUGUUUUCAACUUGCGACUCCGCUUGCUGCAAGGUGCUGCAAAACACCGCCUCCAAAACCUUUACAAGACGAAUCGCUAAAAGAAUGUUUUGAAAAAUUUAAAAAGUCACCUGAAACAGCUGCAGAAAACAAAUGCGAGCUUGAACAAUGCAUUGCUAAGAAAAUAGGUUUUCUUGCUGAUGACGGAACUAUUGAUAAGAAAGCCUUCGAAGCACGACUUGUGGAGAAGUUCAAAGAGCAUCCUAAAUUAGUUGCGAAUAUGAUAAACAAUUGCGUCAAUGCUGAUGUAAAAGAAUAUGGGCCUGAAAGUACGUGUGAACUGUUGAAAGUGGAUCACUGCUUAAAAGUGCAAUAUGGGAUGUCAUGUCCUGACCUUGACGACAAGGGGUCGUGCAGUGAAAUCAAAGCCCUCGCAGAAAAAUGUGCUGCCGAAUAAAAUGUUAUCGAAUAUUCAUCAUACGAAGCGUUACAAAAUUAUGAAUAAUAUAUUUAUCUUGC